Funneliformis geosporum is the source of this 435-nucleotide messenger RNA. Lineage: Eukaryota; Fungi; Glomeromycota; Glomeromycetes; Glomerales; Glomeraceae. The record is from the annotation of a GenBank genome assembly.
GGCUGGCUUGGAUCCCGACCAUUGUGGAUUUGCAUCUAUUUUAAAAGGAGAAGAUAAAAAUUAUCCCAUAAAUGGCGUUUGUAGAAACAAAAAUGACCGAAAAAAUUAUGGUCAAAGAAGGAAUGAAAUAAUUGAAUUAGAUCUUAGUGGUGCCACGGGAGAUGUCAGUCAGUGUUCUAAAUUAAAAUUACUUGAUUGCAACAAUAACAAAAAACAUUUUGCUUCCUUGAAUCUUAAUCUUCAUUCUAAUAUUACUGAACUAAUUUGUCGUAGCAAUAAUCUCACUAACCUUAAUUUUUUAAAUAACUUGUCGAGUGAAAAGUUAGAAAAACUUUAUCUUAAUAAUAAUAAUUUUCCACGGCAAGAUUUGUCCGUAUUUAGUAUUAUUAGAGAAUCGCCAUCUUCUAUUAUCUCUAAGGCCAUGAAAUUAUAUUU